This is a messenger RNA of Schistosoma rodhaini, 5212 nucleotides long. The record is from the annotation of a GenBank genome assembly. NCBI's taxonomy places the organism in Eukaryota, Metazoa, Platyhelminthes, Trematoda, Strigeidida, Schistosomatidae.
AUUACUGAAUACUGAAAACUGACCCGCGUUUUUAAAUUAGGCAGCUUUCGGACUCGGUGACCGUGGGGCGUAUCUGCUCAUUUCGAGGUUGAAGUAUGCUGCCCUUACGAGCUUUGAAGACUUGGCGACUUCAGCAUAUCACUCGGAAAUGUUUAUAUACUUCGGCAUUAUGCUGUCAAAACCCUACCUCCAAUGAACCGUUUUUAAAUGGAACUUCAUCCAACUAUUUAGAAGACAUAUAUGAAGCAUGGCUUCGAAACCCUGAUAGUGUACACAAGUCAUGGGACAUUUAUUUUAAAUGUUUAGCUUCUGGAGCUGCCCCAGGAAAUGCUUACGUUCAACCACCUACUUUGGGUAAAGAAGGUUUGAAAUUGGCACACUUAGCCCCACAAAUCACUGGACGGACAGUAGUACCGAGUCUUAAGACCAUCGAAGACCACCUCUCUGUUCAGGCUAUAAUCCGUUCGUAUCAAUCUCUAGGUCAUCGCAUCGCCGAUCUUGACCCAUUGGGGAUAUUGUCUGCCGAUCUGGACGAUUCUAUACCCCCCGAGUUGUCGUUGAGUUUCUACAACCUUGGCGAGCCCGAUCUGGAUAAGACGUUUAGGCUCCCACCUACCACACAUAUCGGAGGUGAUAAGCAGGAACUUACUCUACGAGAAAUCAUUAAGCGUUUAGAGGAUGUUUACUGCAAACAUAUUGGUAUUGAGUACAUGUUCAUUAAUAGUUUAAAUAAAUGUGAUUGGAUAAGACGAAAAUUUGAAACACCUGGUUCAAUGAAUUUAUCGUCUGAAGAGAAACGUUUAAUAUUAGCUCGUCUUGUCCGUUCAACGCGUUUCGAAGCAUUUUUAGCAAAGAAAUGGAGUUCAGAAAAACGUUUUGGACUUGAAGGAUGUGAAGUGUUAAUACCAGCAAUGAAAGCUGUUAUUGACUCUUCGUCUGCUCUCGGUGUUGAAAGUUUUGUAAUUGGAAUACCACAUCGUGGAAGGUUAAACGUUCUAGCCAACGUUUGUCGUAAGCCUUUGGAUGAUAUAUUUUGUCAGUUCGACUCUAAAUUGGAAGCUUGUGACGAAGGUAGUGGUGAUGUGAAAUAUCAUCUAGGCAUGAGUCAUCACCGAUUGAAUCAUAUGACAGACAAGAUGAUUAAUCUCGCAGUAUGUGCUAAUCCAAGUCACUUAGAGGCUGUUUGUCCAGUCGCUCAAGGUAAAACGAAAGCUGAACAGUUUUAUCGGGGUGAUACUGAUGGAAAGAAAGUUAUGUCAAUUUUAAUUCAUGGGGAUGCAGCAUUUAGUGGUCAAGGUGUUGUUUAUGAAACUUUCCAUCUUAGUGAUCUACCUUCUUAUACAACUAAAGGUACCAUUCAUAUUGUCGUGAAUAAUCAGAUUGGUUUUACCACUGACCCUCGUAUGGCCCGUUCAUCACCAUAUUGUACUGACGUUGCUCGGGUAACAAAUUCACUUAUUCUUCAUGCAAACGCUGAUGAUCCUGAAUCAGUCAUGCAUGUUGCAAAAGUUGCUGCUGAAUGGCGAUCUGAAUUUGGAAAAGAUGUUGUAAUUGAUCUUGUCUGUUAUCGCCGUUCAGGCCAUAAUGAAAUGGAUGAACCAAUGUUCACUCAACCACUUAUGUAUAAACGUAUUCGUGAACAACCAACUGUAUUAGAACAAUAUAGUAAAAAGUUGAUUGAUAGUGGAAUUGUCACUGAACAGGAAUUUAAGGAUGAAGUGGCUAAAUAUGACCAGAUAUGCGAAGAUGCUUAUGAAUUAGCUAAAAAGCGGACAGUCACGUAUAAUCGUGCUUGGAUUGAUUCUCCAUGGCAUAAUUUUUUCGAAAAUAAAGAUCCAAUGAACUUACCUAAUACAGGAGUAGAAAGCGAUGUCUUAGAACAUAUUGGUCAUGUAAUUAGUGAGCCUCCUGAAGGUAUGGUUAUUCAUCCAGGCUUAAAACGUGCACUCAAGGAGCGCAAAGAUUUAUUAGAACAGAAAACAGCUAAUUGGGCUCUUGGUGAAUUGUUCGCUUAUGGAUCAUUGCUAAGAGAGGGUAUUCACGUCAGACUGUCAGGUCAAGAUGUAGAACGUGGAACGUUUUCACAUCGACAUAGUGUUUUACACGAUCAGGAAGUUGAUAAGAAAACAUAUGUUCCGCUUAACCAUCUUUAUCCUUCACAAGCACCAUUUACUGUAUGCAACUCGAGUUUAUCUGAAUACGCAGUAAUGGGCUUUGAGUUGGGUUACUCAUUGACAAACCCUGAAGCUCUUGUUAUAUGGGAAGCUCAGUUUGGUGAUUUUAACAACACUGCUCAAUGCAUAAUUGAUCAGUUUAUUUCUUCUGGUCAACAAAAAUGGGUACGUCAAUCAGGAAUAGUCCUUUUGCUUCCACAUGGUUAUGAAGGUAUGGGCCCAGAACAUUCUAGUGCACGUAUCGAACGAUUCUUGCAGAUGUGUAAUGAUGAGGAAAAUCAUGUCCCCGUUUAUAGUGAUAAUUUUGUCAUGCAACAGUUACAUGAUACAAAUUGGAUUAUUGCAAACUGUACUACGCCAGCUAAUUUCUUCCAUAUUUUACGACGCCAAAUUCUGCUACCGUUCCGUAAACCACUGAUUGUCUUCACUCCCAAGUCGUUGUUACGCCAUCCAGAUGCAAGGUCGCCAUUCUCUGAUAUGCUUCCAGGCUCAGAAUUCCAACGUUAUAUUCCUGACAAUGGUCCAGCUUCACAGAAACCUGAAAAUGUGAAAAAACUAAUUAUUUGCAGCGGCAAAGUGAGUUUUAUCAUGUAAUUUGCAUGCUAUGUGAUACAUGACAAAAUGUAGUUGCUUCCUCAUUUGUCUUACGUUUCAAAGUGAUCGUUUGCUGAUUACACAACCAGGUUGUGCUUACUGAAUUAUAUAGGUGUAUAAUGCUUGAUUAAGUGUAUGUUCAUUCCCUCGCCGUGCAUUUUCAAAUCAGUUUAUUUUCGUCACUGAUUAUUGAUACUCAGGAUUCUUAUCAUUCUCGACUUAUUUACAUGACACUUUUUGGACACAUUAGUUUAAUUCUAUGUUUAUUUAAGAGCUUUACCAAUUAUGCCAUGCAAAAUAAGAUUUUUCUGUUUUCUGUUGAUCUUAUUGUCACUCCUAAAGUGCAAAUAUGUGGUAGUGAUACUUACAUCCCCUUAAUUUAUACAAGAUUUCCAAAAUAUAAAUUAUGUUCACAAUUGUUAAUUCUAUACCGUUGAUAUAUUAUAAUGUUUAGAUUUAUUUCUGACCGAGUACUUGUAUUUUGUUUGCAGGUUGAAUUCGAUAAGUGUUGGUCUCUUUCAAGUCAUAAAAUGUCCAAAUGCUUGACUAGAUAUUUGGUUUCGUUGAUCGUCAAAUAUCUUUCUGUAUUUUUCCACUCUGUCGUUUCAAAUCAUAUUCUCAAUGUUCAGUUUUUCUUAACUUCUUUUCUGCCAUAUUAUUUUGAUUUAUUUGCUAAGCAUCUUUUUAAAUUCAUCUCUUUGUAAUAAUUUAACUCAUCCACUAGUUAGAUAUGAGCCACACUCUGAAUGUGAGAACUAAUGCUACUAAACGAUUACUCAAGCUGUAUUAUAUAGAACGGAGCUUGAACCUGAAAGUUGGUUGUCGAAAGUCGGACGCCUUAACCACAAUGCCAUUGCUACUGUGCCAUGGCAACUUGGGUUGACGCAUGUAUGUAUGCUUGAGGCUCACCGUAGAUUCUAUUUAACUGUUUGGUAUAACCAGUGAUCUAGAAAUAUGUUUUUUUAAUUGACUUUUUUAUUUUGAUCGGCUUCUAAUCUAUUUAGUUAUGCUACUAUGUAAAAUGACAUUCAAUCAUUAUCACUAUUUUUUCCACAGAGAAAUAUCUUUCCCGGUCUUUUCUCAGCAUUGAAAUUAAUAGUUUAUAAUGAAUGAGAUGUAUACUUACUUAAUUUUCCCUGAUUAUUUAGAAAAACGGUUACAUUAUCUACUUUCCGUUUGUGAUUAUUCACUAACUUUAAGUUUUGUAUACAUCGUAUUUUUUUGUCAGCGCUUCAGUUGGAAACCAGUAGUUCCCUAGAAUUGGUUCUCAUCCGGUUUCUUUGUCUACGAAAUUCUAUCUAUUCCUAGUUUUUUGUAACCAUUAGGAUUUUAAAUAGUUUCUCGUAAAACCAUAUCGUUUUCGAAUUUUUUUGUUAGCUGUUCUAAGAUUAAUCCUAUUGAAACUUUAAAUAAUAAAACUCAUAAUAAUCUUUGACAUAUAUACAAUUUAAUUGUCAUAUAUCAGUUGUUAGUGAGACUACAUUUAAAAUAGAUAGGACCGCAAUCUACUCACAGCCCCUAGGCGAUUGGAACAUUGAGAAGGACACUUCAUAGAACAAUUCAUUUAUUUUUCAGUUAUUCACUAUUCUAAAGAAAACAGAAUUUGAGAUUAGGAUAAACUGUCGUCUGAUUCUUUCUACUUUUUAAUAAAUUUCUAACCAACGUCACUUUGUGGUGUUGAUCAUCGCCAAAUUUUCAUGAUUACAUAUAAAUAAUCGUAGUUUCACAUUUCAUUAAUACAACCAUUUUAAGGUACCACUGCAGUGAACGUUCAUGGGGCGAUGUUGUUUAUAUUCGUUUAACUUUUCAGAUUUAUUAUGAAUUAGAUAAAGAACGCAGAUCGAUUAAUCGAGAGGCAGAUAUAGCUAUUAGCCGAGUAGAACAGUUGACACCUUUUCCAUAUGAUUUGAUUCAACAAGAUUUAGAACGUUAUCCAAAUGCUAUUAUUCAGUGGGUGCAAGAGGAGCAUAAAAAUAUGGGACCAUGGAGUUAUGUACAACCAAGAGCUAAUCAUUUAAUAUUUAGAACAAUGCCUGAUCGUCUUCACAAUAAAAUUUUAUACGCCGGUCGACAACCUAGUGCUGCCACAGCUGCUGGGAACAAAACAAUGCACUUGAUGGAGAUCUCUCAUUAUUUGAAAAAUGCUCUGUCAUUAUCUUAGUUUUGACAUUCUCGUAAAGUUUUAUUUCUCUUUUCUAGAGUUCACUUAUAAACAGAUUCUCUAGGAGACAUUAUUGUCUUUUAGUUUAUCUUAUUUAUCAUUUCGCCUCACUUUUUUCACUAAUUAUCUUAACUCAUAGGACUACUUUGUUUUGUUGUGCGUGUAGUUGAUUAAAAUUUGUCGGACUAAAUUGAAUAAAUAUAUUUUAACUCUAUGUAAUGUUAAAUUUCUCUGCUGUUAAUUAUUUGGUUUCUGGAGUUAAUUCCUUCCUAAAAUCAUUAAC